Molecule: messenger RNA, 615 nt
Organism: Chaetomium strumarium
Lineage: Eukaryota; Fungi; Ascomycota; Sordariomycetes; Sordariales; Chaetomiaceae
Exons: 3
Coding region: 1-615 (204 amino acids)
Source: RefSeq, a predicted model, not a curated record
AUGGGGCAAUCAAUCCCCGAUGAUUACCGUGAAUGUCCGCUAGUCCCUUACCAUAGCAGUGUUAGUCGUGGCCAUGUCGGCGAUAUCACUGCCAUUGACAAGGUAGUGGCCCUACUAGCGACAGUCCGACUGAUCGCGAAUUACGACGUGACCGUGUCGAAGGACUCGAGGGCGGGUUUCAAAAACCAUUCAGUGCCGAACUGCUGUUUGAAGGCUCGGGAGAUUGACUUACCGAUGCUCCACAAAGCUGUCAGAGCCAAGAUGGAGCUCGCUGUGCCAAACAAGGACCGGCCCGACGUGGAGCCUAAGGGUGAGGUCGCCGGUGCCGUCAAUGAAAACCGGCGGCGGCGACUGCGGAGACGCGUUUGUGCCACGACGCCACGAAAGGAGGAGCUCGUUAAAGCCCCCAUUCGUCAUACUCAGACCUCGACGCUGGCAAGAGAGUCGGAGCGAGAAGGUAGACGUAGGGAUGGGGAAAGAACGGAACGUCUCCGGUAUCCGUCGCCACUAAGACAGCUUGCCAUCAAGAAGGUCUACUUUACCGCGGUCAACGACAAGCUCAUAGGUACCAAUGGCCCCCUUCGGAUCCACAAGAACUCGCCAUACCUAAGCUAA